AUGUCUACCUAUCGUCACGUACAGCCCCAUCUUCGGAACGGCUACGACAGACGGUACGAUAGACGGCCAGAGCCAGAGGCACAAUACUCAAGCGAAGAAGAGUACUCGGAAGAGGAAGACGACUACGAAGACGGGUACGGGGAAGACAUUGAUCCCUCUGAUUCCGCAUCCAUAGCCGCCUACGACAGACCAAAGCUACGCACCCGCCCCUCCGAAACAGCCACCGCACGGCGCCAGCGAGCUCCCGCUAGACAGGACGCUUCUCACCAUCAGCAGGUGCAGUCUUACGCACCGGCCGCCGCACCGCCCAGCGUGGAUCCCUCUGAGGAUUACGGCCGCUAUGGCCACUAUGGCCAGCACCAGCAACAUGCCGCUGGUCGCAACGGCUACUACGGCCGCGGGCAUCCAGCAUAUCCUGCCCAGCAACAAAAUCAUGUAGGGCCGUACAUGGGUUACAGCGGCGCGAACCAGAUGAACCAGAUGACUCCGUAUGGCAACUACGGCGCAAAUCCAUUCUCACCCAACAGUUCAAGCACUGGUAGCUACUAUGGAGGUGAACAGAGGCACAUGUAUGAUAUGAUGCCUUAUGGCGCUCCUGCUCCGCCGGGCUAUUAUAACGGGCCGCACGGGGCCCACUACAACGGCUUGCCGCCUCAUAUGCAUCAAUAUCACUUGGCGCCGCCACCGCCGCCGCCAACUGAGGCUGCCGCCCCCCCUGCGUCCCCGGCCCCGGCUGCGAAAGAGCCCACACCGGCUCCGCCCCCGCCACCUGAUCCUGAGAAAGAGCGUCUUCAGAAAGAGCUGGCUGAUUUCAAGGCCGAGCAAGAGAGGGCAAAGGAAGCUGCGAGACAGAAGGAAAUUGAGGAUAAGAUCCGCAAAGAUGCCGAAGAUGCUCUGGCUAAGAAGAUGGAGGAGGUGCGAUUACAGGCAGAGGAGGCAAAGAGAGAAAUUGAGCGCGCCAGGGCAGAGGCUGAGCGCACUGCUCGUGAGAGGCUCGAAGCUGAGAAGAAAGCCGAAGAGGAAAGGAGGCGACUGGAGGCUGAAACUAGGGCUCGAGUAGAGGAAACAGCGAGGCUCAAGUUUGAAGCCGAGAUAAAAGCUGCCGAAGAGCGGAGGAGGAGGGAAGCGGAGGACCGAGCUCGAGCUGAAGAAGCAGCUCGACUUCGUUUCGAGGCCGCUUUGAGGGCAGAAACCGCUGCUAAGGCGGCUGCUGAGAAGAAAGCGGCCGAAGAAGCCGCCAGGAUCGAGGAGCAAACACGCCUCCGUCUCGAAGCAGCUAUGAAAGCCGAGGCCGAGGCCAAAGCCGCCGCCGCAAAGAAAGCUGCCGAAGAGGCUGCCAGAAUCGAGGAAGAGGCUAGACUCCGUGUUGAGGCUGCGCUCAAGGCGGAUGCCGAGGCCAAGGCCGCUGCGGCGAAGAAGGAGGCUGAGGAGGCCGAGAGGCUCCGACUCAUACACGAAGAGGCCAAGCUCAAGGCCGAAGCUGAACACCGAGCCCGGAUAGAGGCAGAACAAGCUGCUGCGCAAAGAGCUGCUGAAGCUGUCGCCCUCGCCAAGCAGGAGGCUGAGGAACUUAAAAAGAAAAUUCAGGCGGAGACUAAAGCGGCUAUCGACGAAGCCAACAAAAAGGCAGAGGAGGCUGCUAAAAAGGCAGAGCUAGCUCCCAUCAAGUUCAAAGACGCUGUUGGCCGAAAGUUUAGCUUCCCGUUUCAUCUGUGCAACACCUGGCAGGGAAUGGAAGAAUUGAUCAAGCAAGCGUUUCUACAAGUCGACGUUCUAGGGCCGCACGUCCAAGAAGGCCAUUAUGAUUUGAUUGGUCCUAAUGGCGACAUCAUUCUCCCGUCUGUUUGGGAGAAGGUAAUUGAGCCCGACUGGGCUAUCACUAUGACCAUGUGGCCCCUCGACAAAGCACCACCUGUUGGUGGCUCUAAACUGCCUCCGGGAGUACCACCGAUGUCACAUAGGCCUGAUGGUCAUGGUCCUCCCCCGCCGCCAAUUGGAAUUCCACCACUCGGUCGACCAAGACCUAGUGUCCCAGGGAUGCCAAUGCCACCUCCGCCUGGAUGGAACGGCGGUAUACCUCCACCUCCUCGGGGACCACCAGGCGUAUCUCCUAAUAUUAAGAUCGUGAACGCGGCGCCACCAAAGAAAAAGAGCAGCUCCAGCAGCAGCAAACAAAACACUUCUAUGCUCAAUUUCUUAUCUGGAAAGCCUCCCGUCAAAAAGAAGUAA
This is a messenger RNA of Trichoderma asperellum CBS 433.97, 2229 nucleotides long. The record is from RefSeq and is a predicted model, not a curated record. Lineage: Eukaryota; Fungi; Ascomycota; Sordariomycetes; Hypocreales; Hypocreaceae.